UCUGGUGGCUGUUUUCAUUGUUUAUACUUAUCAUUCAAGAAAUUGUUAUUUCUGAAUAAUAUCCCAUGAACUCAGUUUUUAUGACACGUUUGGCACUACUUCGCGGAUUAUGUAGAAGAAUACUUUUCAUUGCGAAGGAAUAAAUUAUUUGAAAUCCUUUUCAAAGAGCUUGGCACAUCAUCAACAUAAAGGCAUUUUUGGGUUGUAUACAAAUCGAAGAUAUGGGAAACAGCGCUCGAAAUUUCUGGACUAAACAGAAGUUUGAUCAAGUUCUCAAGCACAGAUUAUCACCAUUUACUGGUUCUGUGCCGCGAAGCAAAUAACAUUGAGACAAAAGAAACUGAAGUAUCUUUUCCGCGAUAUACCGAUAUACCACACAAACUUAGGGGUAACUAAACUGCGAAUUUUAAGCAUUCCAUUUUCGGGAUAUUAGUAUAAUUUUGACCCACACGUCUACCUUCGAUUAAAUGGAUGAACAAGCCGAAGAAGGAUUUAUUGAAAACGAGGAUAAAGCUUCUAAUUCAGGUACGAUAGAAAAAACCAAAAUUGCAGAGGGCGAUGGAGAUGAUGCAAGCUCAGGUAAGGAAGUUAACGAAGCGUUGUCAGAAGAAAACGAAUCCGUUCUCAAGAAACCUAAUGAAUUAGAGAAUGAGAAUGAACCUGAAGAGGGAGAGCAGAAAACAGAUAGCGCACAAUUAGAAAAAACCAGAGGCGGAGAUCACGAGACCAUAACAAGUUUCGAGGAUGAUGUAGCGACAGUGUUUGCAGAAAAUGAUGCUAGUUUUACCAUCGGUGGCUCGCUCGACCAUGAAAUGUCAGCAGCGGAGAUCGAUGGAGAUGAUAAAUAUACAAGACAAGAAACAGACAGAAUAUCAGUGGAAGAAGAAAUAUUUGGUACAACUGACCCAGAAUCGUCAAAUGAGCUUGAAUCUGAACCCCAGGGUCCUGGAUUUGAGGAUGAUUUGCCUUCUGCUUUAGGCAGGGACCCACAGAACACCUAUUUACAAACUGAGGAUGAUUAUGAAGCAGACAAAAACCAACAAGAAGAUGCAUGUGUCUUGGUAAUGCAAAGAGAGUUGGAUAAAAGUAUGGAUGAAUCUCAAAAAUCUGAAACCUCCACAAUCGUGGAAGACAGCGCCUUAGAAACAAAAGAUUCAAACUUCCAUGACGGCCAGGAGGAUGACGAGGAGAAUGAAGACCAUAGCAAAGCCGACGAGGAGAUUGAAACCGAUAAUCUUGACAGGUAUUUGAAACAACAUGACAACAAUUUCGAACCGAUCGCCCAGGUAAACAAUACUAAAGAAGUGGAGAAUAUAUCUUCACAUACUGAUAGCCAGGGAAGCGAAGAGAACACAGAACACUUUGACGACGUAGGCGGCCGAGAAAGUGGUUUACAGGAAGGAAACGAGAAUUUUGACAACGAGGAAACCCGAUCACUACCAGAAGCAGUUGAACAAGAUGAAGAGAAACGGUCGGAAAUGGACGAUGUUUCAUUAAAUUCUGAAAUACACAACAAUGAAGGCGCUCUUUCGCGAGAUGAGGUACACGAUAGACAUUUAGAGGAAAGGGCCGCUUACGAAUCUAAUUUGGAAGACGACUUCCUUGCAAACGAUAGAGUUUCGGGCAGUUUCUAUGGUGACGAUGACCUGUCAUCGAUAUUUUCCGAUGACGAUCGCGACAUGUCAAACGUACUUCAAGAAAACAGGAUCCUGAAAGAGGCCAUGAUGCAACUCAGGAACGAUAACCCCGAUGGAUUCACCGACACCGUCAGCGAAACUUCAGAUGAAUUUGAUGAUUUUCAUUCGUACCCGUACGGAACCGGUACCGACCAUAAAUUGCAGACCAGCAAGUGGAUGGCGGACAAAGACCUAAGCGACGCAAGGAUCAACGAGAUGUUACGAGAGAAGAGGGAUAGCCAGGCAAAAAUGCGACAGAUUGAGAGAGAAAAAGCUAUCUUUGAGCGAAGAUAUAGGCAGGACAAAAUGGAGAAGGAUUUCCUUGAAGAAAAAUUCAAUUUAAAGUCCUCUCAACUCGAGGACGAAAUAAGGAACUUAAAACAGGAAAACCAACGGCUUAAACGAGGAAAUACCCAGGGAAAGGGAACGACUCCAAGCGUUGGAGUAAAGAAAUUUGAAAACACAAAAGAAGCUGGAGUUACUUCCCUAAAUGAUCAUAACAAUCGCCGCUUUCCCGGGCAAAAUGGCUAUGCUCUAGAUAUCGCCAUCUUAGCAAAAGAAAAUGAGAAAUUAAGUGAAAUAAUAGACCACCUGCAGGACGCCCCCAAGAGUGAUCCAUUCAACGACCUCGUUGACAAUUUGGACAAAUACGCUCCCAAGGAAGAAUACCUAAGGCUAGAAAAGGAAAAGCUAAAGUUAGAAACAGCACUGAGGGAGAAAGAACGGAUGCUGAAGGAUCAAGAGAGAUUGAUGGAAGAGAUGAAAUUUGAUUUAGAGGAAGAAAUAGAAAUCCUGAAGGACAACCUGAAAAAGGCUGAAAAUAAAAACAAAGAGAAAGCCAAACUAUUGACUGAGAAUGACAUUAAGAUGGUGGACAUCAAAACUAAAUGUACAGAGAAAGUAAAAAAGCUUGAGACUAAAUUAGAACAAGAAGUUUUCAAGAAAGAAAAACUUGAGUCGGCUAUUGUCAAUCUAAAGAAGCGCAACAUCAGCUUUGAAAAAGAGAUUGAAGACAUGAAUAAUCGAGUGGAAAAACUACAAAAACAAGAACUGGAGGUGGAAGCCAAAACUCGCAGGAAAUUGGAGGACUUUCAGGAACGCUUGAAUAAAGAAACGGAGGAAAAAAACAAGCUCAGUCGAAAUGUUGAAGCUCUACUUCAGGACUUAAUGCAGCUGAAAAGUAAAAUGCUUGAAGAUUCGGAGAAGCACGCCAGAGAAAAAGAAAUGUUAAGAGAAUCGCUUGAAACUGAGAAAGCAAGAAUAAUGGAAGGACGUGAGAGCGAAAACCGGCGACUGAAGGCUGAACUAGACGAGGAGAGGAAAAGAAAUGAACAGCUAAUAAGAAGAAUGGCAGAUAUUCCAAGAGAAACGAUCGCAUCUGUAAUGGAAAGUACGACGGAGUCAGGUAUUUUCGAGGGUGUUAUCAGUGACAUGGAACCAGAAGGUCUACUAGAGAGCACAAUACGAGAAGAGCAGUAUAAUGAGCCAGAGAGGGAUAACAUUGUUACAGACAUGAAUGAAGGUCGCGCUAAAAGCGAAGAGCGGUCAUGGAAUAGUGACACACUCGCAGACGAUAACAGCAGUCACACCAACAAACUGCAGAAGAAAGUCUUAGAAGUAACAAAAUACAACAGCAUUAUGCAGCAAAGAAAUAAAGAGAUAGAGGAGGAGAACAUCAAUUUGAAGGAAAAAAUAGAACGGGUAGGUAGAGAUGUGACUAAGAUGAGAGAACUCGAGGAUAAAAAUGAAGAGCUACGAGAAGAAAUUGUUCGACACACAAAGAAGCGAAGCGAAAUACAAAAAAAACUGGACGAUAUGUUUGAAGAAAUCGAUGAUAGUACCAAAAAGCUGAACAAAGUAGAAGGGAAUAAUGCCUUUCUCAGCGACGAAGUUGAACGGCUAACAAAGAAGAUCAAAACAAUGGAGGAAGAAUUUGCCGAGGAGAAGUCCAAAUUAGUAUCCUCUUUGGAACAAGACAAGAAAAAUGCGAUUGAUGAAACUGAGCGACGUCUGGAAGAACAAAAGGCAAGAGGCAAGAAACUGGACAGUGAAAUAGAAGAACUCCAAUGCGAUAUAAGGACUCUUAAAGAUGCAAAAAGGGCAGCAGAGGAGAAAUAUGUAAACGACACGAAGGAACUCGUCGAAAGGCAUAAUUUGGAGCUGGCUAACGAACGAGAAAGGUACCGACAACUGCAGGAUGAAUUGAACAACAACGCUGGGGCUGUUCGUAAAGUAACUGAGGAAUGGGAACAGAUGCUCCGAAAUGCUGUGUCCAGAUACGAAGAUGACCUUCAGAAGAAUGAAGACGAAAGAAGGAAAUUGGCAGAUGAGUUUCAGUGCCAAAAAGAGGCCAUGAAGUCUCGAUUCGAGAAAGAAAAAGCCAAGUUGGAACAACGAAUUACAGAAAUUGAAAGAAAUGCAAGAUCACCACUAGACGGCCUUAGUAGUUAUCAAGAUCCACAAGUAGACUUCUCCUAUAACCACCAACCACAGAAAGGUGAUGGUGAGGAAGAAAAUGAUGUCACCAGUGACAUUGGCGAGGCAAAUGACAAGAUAAGAUAUCUUCAAAACGAGAACCAGAAACUUGAGCAAAAACUAGCUCAAAUUCAUAAGCAGUACGAAAAACAAAAAACUGCUUUAGAAAAUGGACACCGGGAGGAAAAACAGAAGCUUGAGGAGGUACUGAAAGAGGAUUUCAAAAGAAGAAUGGAAGAAAACAAGAAGUAUUAUGAAGACCUCAUGGACGCUAUCCGAGGAAAACAUGACAAAGAGGAGGCAGAACUUGCUCACAGAUUUAAAAAGGAGAAAAAAGAGCUAGAAGAGAAAAUGAAACAAGAUUUUUCGAAUAAUCUGUCUUCUAGGAGCACAAGUCUCGAGAACAAAAUUCAGGAUCUCGUCUCUCAGAAAGUACAAGAGCAGAAAGAAAUCGCAAAGAAAACGGAAGAAAAAUACAACACGGCACUUGCACAGAUGAAAACUAGGGUAAAAGAAAUGCAGAAUGAAAGGAAUGAAAUGAAGAGAAGAUUCGAAAGAGAAAAGAACGUAUUGGAGGCCACGAUACAGGCAUUGACUAAAGAGCUUGAAAAAGCGAAACAGGAAAAGAAGGAUCUGAAAAAGAAACAGAAGAAAGACAAAGCAGAAAUGGAGGAAGCUUUUGAAAAUGAAAAGAAAGAGAUGAGGCAGAUAUGGGAAAAGUGUAAACUUGAGACAAUCAAUCAAAUCGAAGAGGAAUGGAUAGAAAAACUGAGGAGUGAAAAUGCAAAAUCUGAACUUUCAAGAGAAGAACAACGAGGAGAUUUUGAAGCAAGGCUGAAACAAAUGAAACUGAAGUUUAAAGCGGAAAAGGCAGAGCUUGAGAAACGACUGGCAAACGCUACAUCUGAGGCUAACUCUCUUGCAGAAGCUAAGAAGGACAUGGAGGCCGCUCUAGAAGAGGAUUAUAGGCGUAAACUCCAAAAGGAAAAGGAAAACAUUGAAAGCACGCUACAAGGUCUUCGCCAGGAGAUAGCACGGCUGCAAGAGCACAGGAAACAACUACAAAGUCAAAUGUCUAACAGAGAUAGUCGCGCAAACGUCAGUGUCCCGCUAUCACCGGAAAAUAAUGCACAAGUCUUAGCGAAGCUGGACAAUGAAUAUCAAGAGCAGAUACGAAGAGAAAAAGAACAUCACGAAGGCAGAAUGAGAGAAAUGGAAGAGGAGAUCGAAAAGCUCCAUAUUGAUCUUUCCCAAAUGAAGACCAAAGCUCGCCAAGAAAAAAGUAAAGUCAAAGCAGAAUUUGAAAGGGAAAGAGAAGAGAUGGAAGAACAGUUCGAAAAAGAAAGGAACGAAUGGCGGACAAGGAUGAGUUUUAUUGCAACGAUACAACCUGGGGGGUCACAAAGACGAUCAGCUCACUUUGAGAGACGUUCACGUGAUCUGCGAGAAAGAGAAUUUUACCACACCGAUAGAAAUACCUCCAGAAUGCAGCACAGUGAGGAUUUACGGAGUCAACAACAUAAUGACCUGUUGUCUUCGACUGGGGAACUACGAAAAAAUGCCACUGAAUAUUUAAAAUCUAUUUUCUCAUUUUUGCGUAGAUGCUAUGGGGUAAAGACGAACACGAUGGAGAGUUCACAUCAGAGUGUAGAAAAUCCGGAAGUUCAACUAGAAACGACAACUGAUAGCCAUGAAACACACACGCAAGAGAAUUAUCGACACGAAAUAGAGGACAUAGUGAGAGGAUUUAUCAUUGAGAAAGACAUUUUGGCCCAGAGCCAUGAGGAGGAAAUACGUCGGAUGAAAAACAGUUUUGAUCUGGAAAGAAGACAACUUCUGCAUCAGCUGGAAAUGGACAAGGACCAAAUGAUGGAGGCUUCAAGAAUAACAGAAUCCGUAGCGAACGGUGUCGCUUUCGCCGCCUCGGAUACAGUUUCUCACGACACCGGUCAAAUUCGUUUGUUUUCCGGCGCGGAGAGUUUAGCAGGCGCACAGCGGUUGGGAAGCUUUCAACCUGUGUCUAGUGGGGGCCAUGAUAUUUAUGAAGUGGAUUCCAAUUUAAUACGCGAAAUCGCGGAGGUAUAUCUACGAAUAAAUAACGGUCCUUUGACCAGCCAGAUACAUCCAGAGUUAGACUUGGAGGAUAAAUAUGAGAGGGAAAGGGAGUCAAUUGAGAGGAACUUCCAAUUAGAAAAACGUGAGCUUAAGCGAAAACUGGAGGAGGAAUAUCAACGUCAGUUGCAACAGGAAAAAAUGAAAUACGAGGCAACUAUAGCCGAGAUGAAGACAACUAUUUCUGAGUUACAUUGGCAAAAGAGAGAAGCUGAAAACUACCUCCGACACGAGAAGGAGAGAUGGGAAAUGAAUUCGGAAAGGGAUAAAAACGAAAUCGAGAAAAAGUACUUGCAGAUGCUUCAAGAUACGCGACGAAAAAUGGACGAAAAGCAUUGUAGUGACCUAGAGAAACAAAGAGAGAAGUACGAAGAAAACAUUUCCGACCUACAGACCGAUAUUUCGAAGUUAACGUUACAGCUAAAGGAGCUGAACGAUAAUUUGAGUCAAGAAAAAGAAAUAAUUAUGACCAAGUUCGAGAGAGAGAUCAAAGAAAUGGAGCAAGCUUUUCUAGAGCAGAGAAGCUCCUUAAAGGCUAAUUUCGAGGCAGAGUUUAUGAUGCGUCUUGAAAAUGAAACUUCACUUCUCAAAAACAUCAACGUUAAGCUGAAGGAAGACUUGGAAUUCAUGGAGAAAGAAAGAAAAGAUAUGGAGAAGAAGGGUAAAGAAGAACGACGAAAGCUUGAAGAAAGGUUCGAAGAGGAAAUAUCGGAAAUAGAGCAGAGGUACUCGGAAGAAAAACGAGCGUUGAAACUGAAACUUGAAGAGAGAUACCAGCUUGGACUUGUCAGAGAAAAGGGGGGAUUAGAAGAAACGAUUCAAGAAAUGAGCGAGGAAAUCACGCUUCUAAAGCAAGAGAAUGCGCAGAUGGAAAUCACAUACGCCGAGAGGCGAGAAGAACUUCGAAGGCAGUUGGAGAUGGAGAGGGAAGAUAUGCGACGAAAGAUUAAUAUCGAAACGGAGGAGGUGCGUAUUCGAAUUGAAAAUGAAUUAUCACAGAAGUUGAUGCUGGAAAAGUCGUCUCAGGGCGAUAUCUUCCAGCAGAACGAAAGAAGGGCAAUGUUACUUAAAGCUAAUUGCGAUCAUCUUGAGCAGCAGAUGUCAGCACUGACCCAGGAACGAGAUAUGUUGAUACGAGACCGGGCAAGGCUUGAAGAAAAUCUGAGGAGCAAGGAGGUACGUUUGACGGAUAUGAACGAUGGACGGAUUUCGAACGCAGAGGGCUGGGACGCCGGUAGCGCUAAACUGAAGGAAAUAAUCCGUGAAAAGGACAAUGAACUGGCUGCUGUUAAGUACGAGAAUCAGAAACACGAAUUAAGUCUGUCGGCCAUGAGACGUGAAACGAAUGACCUGCAAGACGAGAUAGCCAGUUUAAAGCGGCGAUUGCCUAACUCGACCGAGCUGUUUGACGCGAAAUUCGGAAGCAAUGAAAGUGGAAAAGCUUCUUUAGAGGAAAGUUUGAGAAGAAAGGAAGGCGAGGUAAGCUCAUUGCAGAGAGACAAGUAUGAUCUUGAGAGUCGACUGUCGUCCAUACAGCGCAAAAAUGAAGAACUAGAGGAUGAAAUUGCAACACUGAGGCGCAAAAAGUUGGAUGUUGAAGAUGAAAUCUCUGCUUUGAAACGAGACAAAGCUGAAUCUGAUAAUCAACUGGCAUCACUGAAAAGAGACAAAGCAGAUCUUGAAGACCUUUUAACCAAUCUAAAGAGAAAGCAAGGGGAGGUCGAAGACACCAUGUCCAUGAUAAAAAGAGAAAAGGCAGAACUUGAACAUGAGAUCUCUAUCCUAAAACGAAAUAACUCGACGAUGGAGAUUGAGGUUCACAGACAGUUCAGCGAUGAACAAGAGAAAUCCCGUACCGUGCACCGCGAUCGCGAUCACGUUACGCAAGAUAAAAUAAUGCCGAGCGCUACGAGAGAGAUUUCGUUUCAGUCGCAUGACAGCUUUAACUCAAAUAAUGAUGACCGUGGUUCUGAUCUUAAUGGAGACGCUGGUAAAUUGCAAAAGAAAGUGUCGGACUUGCUAAGGCAACAAAAUGACUUAGAGAGCGCCAUUGGAAGAUUAAGCCAGGAAAAGUCUGACCUUGAGAAGGAUUUAAAAGUAAAGCUGGAGUACCGAAGAAGUGUACUGCAUCAGCCUAACGAAAGCUCUUUACAGGAAGAUACCAAAGAGAACAGUUGGGUGUUACACAGACAAAAAGACGACUUAGAGAGGAUGAUAUCCUCCUUAAAGAAAGAACAAGAUAAACUAGAAAGUGAGGUUUCCCAGUAUCAGAUAGAGGCGUCAAGUUUGGAAGGGAGACUGAACGAGUUAAAGGAUGACAAGGCAAAGAUGGAGCUGGAAAUCAAAGCAUUGAACCACGAGAGACAAAACAUUCAAAAAACGAUUGACGUUAUUAAGAAAGACAAACGAGAAGUAGAUGGGAGGAGAAAAGUGCCUUCUGGAAUCCCUCGAUCCAAGACUGAUAGAGCUCAGGAAGGCAACAACAUAGAUCAAAAGAUUACUGACCUGCAACAAGAGAGGGAUGACUUGAAAAUGCAACUCGUGCAGCUUCAAUCAGAAACAGUCACAAAUAAUCUUUACUUCUCUAAAGAAGCCAUACGCACUGACGAGAAAGAAGUUUCAGAGCUAACUAAGAUUCGCAAGGAGCUAGAGAAAGAAAUAACUCUAUCGAAAAGAAAUAAGGCCGAAGUGGAAGCUGGCAUCAUUGUGGUUCAGGAGGCUGCAAGGCAAGGGGAGAAUGACGUCAAUAAUUUACGAAAAGAGAAGAAGGAUCUGGAGCUACAAGUCACAGCACUAGAAAGCCAAAUCACACGGCUGAGAGCUGAAUGCUCCGUGAUGAAAGAUGAACGAGACAAGAAUGAGAGCGAGGUUGAUAGACUACGCAGGGAAAAAGCUGAAUUGGAGAGAGAUGUAUUUACUUUACAAAGCCAGCAACAGCAACUUGAGACGAAUAUUUCAGUAGGCGACGAUGCAUGGAGAAGAAAGACCAUUGCAACAAAUGGACUGCAGACAAAUGUCCAGGACAUAACUACUAAUCUAGAAACUUUGGUGAGGCGAAAAAAAGAUUUGCAAUCAGAGAUAGUAAAGAUUAAAGCGACAAGAGAUCAAGAGGAAAGAGAGACGCAACAGCUUCGCAGAGAAAAGUCCGAAAUUGAGUUUCAGUUGUCCGUGUUGAGGACGGAACCUAACGCACAAGAUCAAGAGCACGGGCCAACGCAUGGAACGUAUACUAAAGAAGGGUAUUUGGGAUCAAAGGCUAAUGACGUUCUCACUACACAGGAAGAACUAAAAGACUGGCUAAAACAAAAACAAGAUCUGCGGUCAGAAAUUUCAAAGAUCCAAACUCUCAAAACCAACGAAGAAGACGACUUACUGAAGCUUCGACAGCAGAAAUCAGACAUGGAGAUGUACAUUUACGAUGUGGAAAUUAAAAAACAGGGUCUUGAAAUGGAUGGGCUGUAUUCGAGAUGCGAGAGACAAGAACUGAGAAACGCACCAGAUCGAACAGAAGUAGAGGUGGCUAUCACAAGCGAUCGCCAACCGGAUAAUCAUAGAUUUUCUACGGACCACGACGUCAAAAGUGAGGUUGAAAAUUCACAAAACUAUCAUACUUCGCAACAGCAGGUAUCACAUCAAAGAACUCAAUUCUCAUCAUCAGAUAGUUAUCAGAUGACCUCUAAUAAUUCCAGUACUUCCAUCAAUAAUUCAUAUUUCCACAUCAAUCACCCACAACGUGGUCUUCCAUCGGAGACUCUGUCGACAAAUCCAAACAGUUCUACACUCCACGAAGACUCCAUCAAGGAAGACAACACCGUGGUCUCCUUGAGACGGGAGAGGAACGAGUUAGAAAGCCAACUCUAUGAUAUGAGAAUACAGCUGACGAGACUGCAGGCAGAAGUGACAAGUCUGGAGAACAGACGAACUGUUCUGGAAACAGUGCAUCGAGGAUACGCUACAGCUGAUUUGGAUGUAAAGCUGAUAAACGUACAUACUGUUGAAGUUGACACUGAUCUGUGUCGUAACACCACAAGAUCUACGACCGAGGAUGAGAAAGAUACUUUAAUUCAAGAAUACCAGGAUCAAAUUCGACAACUACAACAGCAAAAGCUUGAAUUAGAACAGAAAGUGGGUCUACUAGAGUGGCAGCUUGAAAACAUGAAACAAAAAGUGGAGCUUCAGGAAAUAGCCCACCGACGGGAAAUAAGCACUUUAAGUGAAAAGAGCCAGUCAUUUCAUGGUUUCCAAGGUGACAGACAGGAUGACACCCUCCAAGUGUUUUAUCAGAGGCUCUCUUAUUUCCUCAUGACUGGUGAACAUAGCAGCAAGGAAAUUAUGGAAGAAAUUGAAAGGCAAAUUUCAAACCUAAAAGAAAAGGCGGAGUUUGAUCACAAAAACACUAAAGAAUUUGUGACCCCUGUCUCGGUGAAGCUGGAUAAAGAAAGAUAUUCUUCUAAAAUCGAUGGCACUAUAGCUCAGGAUUACGCAAUCCAAUUGAAAGCACAGAUGGAAACUGCAGAUAAUCAGUUGAAAACUUGCGAGAAAAUAAUACACAGAUUAUAUGGUGAAAACAACGAUCUUACACAGCAAAACCUGAAUCUAGAGGGAAAGCUCAAGGCAGCGUCGCGUUCUCAAGAGAAACUUCAGCGCAAAAAGAUCCUUUUGCAAAAUCUCGUCGACAAGCUUAAUGGACAAGUGGAAAAAGAUGCGCUGCGGCAUCAAUCUUACUUAGUAUUGGAGCUCGAUAAGGACGUUUCUUUAUAAAGGAUUAGUUAGAGAGUUUUAAAUGGGUAUGAGAGCCAAAAGCGAAGAGUUGAUCCGCACACUUUUGACUGGUUUUGUCACUGAAACUUUAGGACACUCUUUCGUUUCUAAUUAAGAAACAAACGCAGAAAAAAGUCAUUUUUCCAUUGGGUUGUUCAAUGAUUUUGUAUCAUCGUAUCGGGAAAAUGUAUCGUAAACUUCAUACAGGUUUUUAUAUUAAUAUUUUCAGACUGGAAAUGUGUCAAUGCACUGAUUUAGUGAGAAACUCAACAAAUCGUGGUUAUUGCACCCUUAAUAGAGAAGUGUACAAAAUACUUGGAAGUUAUUGGCUUCGUAGAGUUAUCACUUUCAUAUUUCCUAUUUUUUUCAUGGAAGAGGCGAAAGUAUCCAGACUGAGGCCCUGAUUACAUGAGCCGAGCUGGCCCGGUUAGCCGGGCUGAUUUCUUUUGUUUUCACGCUUCGGCGAACACCAAAACAAAAGAAAUCAGCCUGGCUAACAGGGCCAGCCCGGCUCAUAUAAUCAGGCCCUCAGAGAGAGCAUUUAGACAUUACUGCACAAACAAUACAUGGAAGCGAAACUUCACACUUAGUCAUGCUUUGGGAAUUCGCCUUAAACCGACAAAAAGGGAAAAUCCUGCGUCUCGUUAAUUUUAUUUUCAUGCAAAGGUUUUCGCAAUGUGAUCUACAAAGUGAUCUGUUUAGGGUCAGGCCAGCCCCCAUGAUUCCAAGAGAAACUCCGUGGGAACGAAGUUGAUCGAAAACUCGGGCAAACGAUGGAUAACGCGUCAGAAGACUUGUAGGGGCUUGCUUCUAGCUUCUCGCGGUUGCUAACGGUCCUAAAAAAGCUGGGGAUUUCUUGUUGUUGUUUAUUUCAAGAUCAAAAUGUUUAUAAAAAGUUUUGAUAUUUAAGAAAUGAAAUUGCAUUGUAUCGAAACAGAAUACUGGCUGAUGAGUAAAGACGGGCUCUAUUAUUCUUUAGAUUUAUAUAUCCCAAGGUUGUCCUAGUUACUUGGAUUUUAAGAGAUGCGACCUUCUGGGGACUGAAUCUUGUCACUGAGGUCACCCUACUUCAGUUCGCUUGUCUGGUUGCUCGUCACAGAUCUGUCGGCUAGUUGGGACUCUAAGCUACAUAAAUGAAAUAUUAAAAAUUUAAAUUUUUAUGGUUA
This is a messenger RNA of Stylophora pistillata, 12190 nucleotides long. RefSeq lists its product as uncharacterized. NCBI's taxonomy places the organism in Eukaryota, Metazoa, Cnidaria, Anthozoa, Scleractinia, Pocilloporidae. The record is from RefSeq and is a predicted model, not a curated record.